Jaculus jaculus (lesser Egyptian jerboa) is the source of this 2024-nucleotide messenger RNA. RefSeq names its product ubiquilin-3. The record is from RefSeq and is a predicted model, not a curated record. Bases 63 to 2024 code for a protein of 653 amino acids. Lineage: Eukaryota; Metazoa; Chordata; Mammalia; Rodentia; Dipodidae. Gene Ontology annotation, molecular function: polyubiquitin modification-dependent protein binding. Gene Ontology annotation, biological process: ubiquitin-dependent protein catabolic process. The transcript has a single exon. Gene Ontology annotation, cellular component: cytosol.
UUGGUCUCCCAUCCCCAUCCUCCAGCUGUGUCCCCACAGAUCUGGGCCUCCUGCUGCCCACCAUGGCCAAAAGUGGAGAGGCUCUGCCACGGGGCAGUCCAGUGCCAUCCCAGGAUCCCCACCUCAUCAGGGUGACAGUGAAGACUCCCAAAGACAAGGAAGAUUUCUCAGUCACAGACACAAGCACCAUCCAGCAGCUGAAGGAAGAGAUUUCGCAACGUUUUAAGGCCCAUCCUAAUCAGCUGGUCCUAAUCUUUGCUGGUAAAAUCCUCAAGGACACUGACUCAUUGGCACAGUGUGGAGUGCAAGAUGGCCUCACCGUCCACCUGGUCAUCAAGAUGCAGCGUCGCGCCACGGGAACCGAGUGCCCAGCUCCCUCAGUCUCUACCCCAAGCCCAAGUCCUGGCCCACUCCCUCAGCCAAAUUCUAUUUACUCUGUGGAUGGGUCUCCUUCCUUCAGCUUAGGCCUCCUCACAGGCCUCAGUGGGCUGAGCCUGACCUCAGGUAGCUUCUCCAACCAGCCAGGCUCACUGAUGUGGCAGCAGGUCUCAGUGCCUGAGCUUGUGGCUCAUCUCAUCGAUGACCCCUUCAUCCAGGGUCUGAUGUCCAACACAAGCCUGGUGCGUCAGCUGGUUCUGGACAACCCCCAUAUGCAGCAGCUGAUCCAGCAGAACCCUGAGAUCGGGCACAUUCUCAACAACCCCGAGAUCAUGAGGCAGACGCUGGAGUUUCUGCGGAACCCUUCCAUGAUGCAGGAGAUGAUGCGUAGCCAGGACCGCGCACUCAGUAACCUGGAGAGCAUCCCUGGGGGCUACAACGUGCUUCGCACCAUGUACACAGACAUCAUGGAUCCCAUGCUCAAUGCCGUUCAGGAGCAGUUUGGUGGCAAUCCUUUUGCCACCGCCACGACUGCUGAUGCCACCACCAGCAGCAGCCGACCUUCAAGGACAGAGAACUGUGACCCUCUUCCCAACCCCUGGACUUCCACAUAUGGAAGGUCAGGGAGCAGGCAAGGGAGGCAACCAGGGAACCAGAAUGCAGCUGAAACUAGAAACAGGGUUCCAAACUUUCUGGGUAACAUAGGGCUCUUUGAUUACCUCCAGCAAUUACACGAGAUUCCUCAGUCCCUGGGAUCUUAUCUACAAGGUACUACCGCGCCCAUUCCAAGUCCAAGCCACAAACCACCACUACCAGGAAACAGAGUCCCCCCAACUUUACCCUCAUCCCAGAAACCAGGGUCAGGCCAGCCCCUGUCCAAGGAGUCCGUUGCAAUCAAAGGAAAGUCCUCCUGCCCGGCUUUCUUGAGACACCCCUCCGAGAGCAGUCCUGGGCAAGGUGGAGGCCUACAAGACACCGGGAGGAGCUCUCCUGGCCAGAGCACGAGCUUGCCUGACCUUGUCUCUGGGCUAGGAGAUCCUGCCAACAGGGCCCCAUUGGUUUCUACACCACCUUCCCCUGUGGCAUCUCCUCCAGUCGUCCCCGAGUCUCCCUGGCUGCCCUCACCAGGUUACCCAAGAUCUCUGAGGCCGGCUGGCAUGAAUCCAGCCCCUCGAAUGCAGAGUGAGGUGCACCAACAGCUGCCCCUGCUGCUGCACCUCCAGGCAGCCAUGACGAACUCCCGGGCCAUGCAGGCCCUGUUGCAGAUCGAGCAGGGUCUGCAGGUUCUGGCUACCGAAGCUCCUCGCCUCCUGCUCUGGCUUAUGCCGUGCUUGGCAGGGCUGAGUGGAGCGUCAGGAGGUACAGAGUCUAGAGAAGAUCCCUGCCCAGCCCCAGCUCCUCACGUGUCUCCACCCCACAGCUCAGCGGACGUAGGCUUCCAGUCCACGCACCUCCUCCAGGUGUUGCAAACUUUAGCUACUGCUAACGCCCAGCAGCGACAGCCCGAGGCUCACUUCCGGGCGCAGUUAGAGCAACUGCGGGCCAUGGGCUUCCUGAAUCCUGAAGCCAAUCUUCAAGCCCUCCUCGCCACGGGGGGUGAUGUCGAUGCCGCCGUGGAGAAGCUGAGGAAGUCUUCGGAGCCCUAG